ACGAGCUGCUGUGUGCCUGCGACGUGCCGCACUGCGGCGUGCCCACCUGCACGGGCAAGGUGUGCUUCGUCAGCAAGAGGAAGGAGGAGGGGACCAUCACGCAGCACCGGGGCUGCUUCUCCCAGAACAUCCUGGAGAACUGCCACACGCCCGUGACAGAGCAGUACGGCAUGAGGUGCUGCAAGUCCAGCAUGUGCAACGCCAAGCUGGAGAUCUUCCUGCAAGGAGAAGAGGACCUGGGAAAAACGCCUUCCCUGCCCAACCUCCUCCUGAUGAUCUUCGUCCCGCUGCUCGCCCUCCUCGUCCUCGCGGUGCUCGCGGCGCUCUUCUGCUGGAAGGUGGCUCAGCACCGCCAGAAGAAAAGCGACUUGGGAGACAUGGACCUCAUGCUGAAGGCAUCCAUGGUGGGGGACAGCACUUUGGAGGACUUGCUGAACGACGACUGCACCACGGGCAGCGGCUCGGGGCUGCCCUUCCUCGUCCAGCGAACGGUGGCUCGGCAGAUCACGCUCGUGGAGUGCGUGG
Molecule: messenger RNA, 525 nt
Organism: Tauraco erythrolophus (red-crested turaco)
Lineage: Eukaryota; Metazoa; Chordata; Aves; Musophagiformes; Musophagidae
Source: RefSeq, a predicted model, not a curated record